Messenger RNA from Fusarium sp. VM40, 7662 nucleotides. The record is from the annotation of a GenBank genome assembly. NCBI's taxonomy places the organism in Eukaryota, Fungi, Ascomycota, Sordariomycetes, Hypocreales, Nectriaceae.
AUGGGUUCACUGGGCCCCACACAUACCAUGAACGGCACCUCUGCUGUAAACGGCAGUGCACCUGUCAAUGGACACUCUCCAGCAGAAGCAAAUGGACACUCUCCAGUAGAAGCAAAUGGAGAGAAUCUGGAGCCCAUUGCCGUUGUGGGUAUGAGUUGCCGGCUCCCCGGAGACGCAUCAGACACGCAAAAGCUAUGGGAACUGCUCACCAAGGGCCGUUCGGCCUGGUCAAAGGUGCCCAAGGAUCGAUGGAACCAAGAGGGGUUUCAUGAUCCUGCUGCUGAAGGCAAAGUUGGAAGGACAAGUACAGACGGUGGACAUUUUUUGAAAGAUGACAUCAAAGCCUUUGACGCCUCCUUCUUCGGACUCAACCCCAUAGAGGCAACAGCCAUGGACCCUCAACAGAGACUGGUUCUUGAAAUUGCUUAUGAGGCAUUUGAAAAUGCCGGCCUGACGCUUCAACAAUUGUCAGGGUCCAACACUGGUGUCUAUGUCGGUCUGUGGGCCUCGGACUACCAGGAGAUGCUCCUCAGAGACAUCAACUUCCCCCCCAUUUACCAGGCCAGCGGUGUUGGAGCAGCUAUUGCAUCCAACCGUGUAUCUUACUGCUUCAACCUACACGGACCCAGUCUCACCCUUGACACGGGCUGCUCAGCCAGCUUGGUAGCCCUUCACCAGGCAGUGCACAGUCUCCGCGCAGGCGAGACGGACAAGUGCUUCGUGGCGGGUGUCAAUCUCCAGGUUGACCCGCAGCGAUAUGGCUACCAGAACAAGCUGAGCAUGUUCUCCAAGCAAGGAAAAUCUUUCACAUUUGACCACCGCGCCAAGGGGGCCAGUGGCUACGGUAGAGGUGAAGGAUGCUCAGGAGUCGUCCUUAUGCCACUUUCAAAGGCCGAGAAGCAAGGCUUUCCAAUCCGUGCCGUUAUCCGAAACUCGGUAGCGAACCAGGAUGGAAAGACAAACGGAAUCACUGUCCCAAGUGCUGCAGCGCAAUCCGCUGCCAUUGAGAGAGCGUAUGCUCAGGUUGGCUUGACGCCGUAUGCAGACUAUGUUGAGGCUCACGGCACGGGUACCUCAGUUGGUGACCCCAUCGAGGCCAAGGCCAUUGCCAAGGUCCUCGGUGCUUCUCGAAAGUCAGGCUCCCCUCUGCCCAUAGGCUCCCUCAAGGCCAACAUUGGUCAUACUGAGAGUGCAGCUGGUCUCACUGGUCUCAUCAAGGCCGUCUUGAUGCUUGAAAACAACAUGAUUCCUCCUCAGGUCAACUUUGAGAAGGCGAACCCGGAGAUUGACCUAGACGUCCUCAACCUUAGAAUCCCCAUUUCUCUCGAGUCUCAACCGCUCAAGAGAAUUUCAGUCAACAGUUUCGGUUACGGUGGAACCAACGCCCAUGUCGUUGUUGACGCCGCCCCUGUAAAGCCAACAAGCCAGAACGAUGAAACCCCAACCACCCGAAAUCUUCUCCUCCCUGAAGGUAUUCCCAGGGCUAAGGAACGUCUAUUCGUUCUCAGUGCUGCGAGCGAGAAGUCCUGCCAAGACCUUGCAUCCAAUAUAGCCAAGUAUCUCGAAAGCAAGGCGGAUUUGUCCGAGGCUGACGCUGACGCAUUGCAAAACCGCCUUGCAUACACCCUCAGCAGGAGGACUGUUAUGGAGAACAGAGUCGGACUUGUUGCGUCAGACUUGGAUGAUCUGCUUGCGCAGGUGACCAAAUUGUCCGGCGAACCCAUCCCCCGUGGCGACCUCCAGACAAGCCCUCGGAUUGGCUUCGUUUUCAGCGGUCAAGGUGCCCAGUAUCCUCGUAUGGGCCAGAGCCUGCUUGGUACAUGGCCAACUUUCACAACCAGUAUGAAGCGGGCAGCUGAAUGCGUGAAGGCAUGCGGAAGCUCGUGGGACCUGUUUGAGGAGCUACUCAAGGACCCCGAAGAGAGCCGAAUGGAGGAUCCCUGUAUCGCACAGCCCAUGUCCACGGCGGUUCAGAUCUCCCUCGUGGACGCCCUCAAAGACCUGGGAGUGGUUCCUACCGCUGUGGUAGGCCACUCUAGCGGCGAGAUUGCUGCAGCGUACUGCGCUGAAGCCAUCUCGUUCGAGGAUGCCAUGACUGCGGCGUAUCACCGUGGUCGCCUGACCAGUGAAAUGAGAAAAGAGAACAAGGGCAAGGCCGGCGCCAUGAUAGCUGUCGGAGCAUCAGCUGCGACUGUUAAGCAGUCUAUCGAUAAGCUGGGCGCUGCUGACUCUAGCCGCAUAGCCAUUGCCUGCCACAACAGCCCUGCGAGCGUGACAGUAUCUGGAGAUGCCGAUGUCAUCGACUCCUUGAAGCAGCGGCUAGAUGAACAGGACGUCUGGAACCGACUUCUCCGUACUGGAGGAGCAGCCUACCACUCGCCUCAGAUGCUUCAGAUUGCUGAAAAGUACCACGAGGCUCUGAAGGAUGUGGCCGGUGGCGUGCCUGGAUCCAACAUCAGCAUGGCCUCGUCCGUCACAGGCGAGGAUGUCGGAGACAAGCCCAUCACCAGGGACUACUGGGUGCACAACCUGGUCUCGCCUGUCCGCUUCACUGACGCAUUAAAGAAGACAUGCGUGGGUGAGAACAACACACGCAAGGUCGACUUGCUUCUUGAACUGGGAUCUCAUUUCCAGCUGGAAGGUCCCAUUAAGCAGACCUUGAGGACUUGGACGGGAGAGUCGGCCAAGAUUCACUAUGCUGGCUCACUUAAACGCGGCGAGGAUUCCCAGCUCCGUAUGUUGGAGAUGCUCAAGGCUUUAUACUUGGACAAGACCCCCGUCGCCUUCUGGAAGGCCAAUGCUGGUUUCGGAGCAGCACCCCAACUCCUGACGGAUCUCGCCCCUUACCCAUUCGACCACUCCAAGACAUACUGGCACGAGAGUCGGGUGUCCAGAGCGUACAAGCAUCGCCAAUUCCUUCCCCAUGAGCUCCUGGGCACGCUCGUCCAUGAUAACAACCCUCAGGAGCCUAGAUGGCGCUGCUUCCUCAACCUCAAAGACGUCCCCUGGCUGAGUGGCCACAUUAUCCAGGGACAGACCAUCUUCCCAGCCACGGCGUACCUCUCCAUGGUCUUCCAAGCGGCUCGACAGGACACGGCUACGAAGAACCCCCAGGCUACGAUUGACAAGUUUGUUCUCCGCAACGUCACCUUCUCCCAGGCACUGGUCAUGGAGAACAGCAAGACCGACUUGGAGAUCAGCCUGUCGCUUCGGCCUCAGGCAGUAUCUGCAAGGAAGUCGUCUCAGCAAUGGCAAGAGUUCCGUAUCUUCAGCACAUCCGCUGACGACGCUUGGGUCGAGCAUGUCCGUGGUCUUGUGCAGGUUAUCACCAAGUCGGAGUCUGCCACCCAGGACGAUGAUGGUGUUGUUCCCAUCCGUCUCAAUCUGCCUGCGCACGCCCAACACAUCCCAGCCAAGCAAUUUUACCACAGAGCAAGAGAUAUUGGCGUCAACUGGACCGCACCAUUUGAUAACCUAACUGAUAUUAAGAUCUUUGCUGGGUCUUGCAUUGCAGACUCAUCAUUUGUGCCCGGUCCCGAAGCCGGUAACUGUGCAGCAGACUACGUCAUUCAUCCCGGUGUCAUGGACGCGGUGCUGUACCACGGUAUGAUGGGUGUUCUCAUCUUUGACGAGAACGACAAGUCCCCCGUGGUGCCCACCUUCAUCGAGAAGAUGAUUGUGUCCGAGCAAGACAAGGCCAACCCGCUUCAAGAAGUGACAUGCCACGCCGCACGAACCGAGAGCGUGCUUACCUUUGACAUUGGCAUUUAUGAUAAGCAGAACGAGGACAAUUCGGUCCUCCAGGCCUGGGGAGUGGUUGCGACCAAGUUGCCCGACGUUUCCAUUGGUCAAGGUCGCAAACGAGACUUGUGCCACGUUCCGGACUGGGUGACUUACCUACCCAAGACUACCCAGAAGUACCUGGAUGACAUGUGCAACAAGUCGCUGGAUAACAGGUCCAUCAUCCCAGAGAUCAAGGCUCUGGAGGCCAUGACCGUGCACUACGUCAAGCAGGCCCUGGCCUCGACACCAGAAGAUGAGGUAGCCGAAGGAUACCAGCGCAGCUGGCAUAACUGGAUGAAGACACUCGCCGACCAGGAGCCUGACCCUGAAUCCCUCAAGAGAGGACAGGAAGACGGCAGCAUUUCCGCACAGGUUGCACGUCGUCUAGGCCCACGCCUGGGUGAGAUCCUGCGAGGAACCACCCACUCUCUGUCCAUCCUGAACGAGGACAGUCUGCUCAGUGGACUAUACCUGGAAGGUGGCAAUGUUCGCUGCAUUGCGCAGAUUGCCGCCUACAUGAGCGAGCUGGGUCGUCUCAACCCCAACAUGAAGAUCGUCGAGGUUGGCGCCGGUACUGCAUCAGCCACCUUGCCCAUCUUGCAGGCUCUGCAAGCCCCCAACAGAGUCCUUGCAUCCAGAUACGACUUCACCGAUAUCUCACCUGGAUUCUUCCCAGCUGCACGAGAACUUCUCUCAGACUAUGAGAGCAUUGUCCAGUACAAGACCUUGAACGCUGAGAAGACAGCCGAGGAGAACGGCUUUGAGCCCAACACCUACGACGUCCUCAUCGCUUCCAACGUCCUCCACGCUACGCCUUGUAUCGACGCCGUCCUGGAAAACGUCAAGACGUUCCUUCGUCCCGGUGGUAAGCUGAUCCUCAUGGAGCCUACCGUGAACCUCCCCCAUUACGGUCUUGUCUUUGGCUCGCUUGCCGGUUGGUGGGCUGGAGUUAACGAGGGCCGAACACUCUCGCCUAUGCUUUCACCCACCCAAUGGAUCGAGACUCUUUCAAAGAAUGGAUUUGUCAACAAUGGACCCGUAUUCGAGGACUACCCUGUUGCUGAAGGCGGCUCCAUUAAUGUCUUUGUCUCUGAAGUCCCUGUCCCACCUCCCUCAGCAGCACCUUUGGAUGUCGAGAUUGUGUCUGGUUCUGCGGACGUUGAUUACUCGAGCUUCACAGAGAAGCUUCAGAAGAACCUCUGGGACCGCUCAGUCAAGUCCUUUUCUGCCUCCCCAUCCGUCUCCUCAGACAAGAUAAGCAUCAUCAUGCCUGACUUCUGCGAGCGUGUAGCUUGGGAUAUGGAUGGCCAACUCUUCGACUCGCUCAAGGCUCGGGUCGCUAGCUCCGCGGUCAUUUUGUUUGUAUUCAACACCGCCAAGGAGAAGGGAGAUCGACCCAGUGGUGACUGGAUCUACGGAUUCUGUCGAUCUAUUCGCUACGAGUACGCCUCUGUACGCCUGUGCACUCUCGAGCUCGAAAGUGGAUUGGAAGCUGGCGUCGAAGCUCUUACAACUAUCUUGAACAGCCCAACGGCUGACCUGAGCCUUCCCAUCGACGAAAUCGAGUUUGAAUACAUGGAAAGAGAGGGUCAACUCUUCGUUUCCCGUGUUCGUUCGGAGCCGGCCUUUGACAGCUACGUCAGCCGGGAUCUAAGCAGGGCUGUCUCCGAGGAGGCUCCUUUCCUCAACGACAGACCCAUGUCGGCAGAGCUGGGCGUUCCAGGAGUGCUCGACACACUCCGCUGGGCUGACAAUCCCGAGAUCACUGGGCCAGUGGAUCCUGAUUGUGUUAGACUGCAGCUCUGCGCCGCCAGUAUCAACUUCAAGGAUGUGCUGGUUGCCUCGGGCCAGCUCGAGGGCAUCACGCAGAUGCGCAAUGACUGCAGUGGUAUCGUGCUCGAGGUUGGAGCCAACAUGACCGACAAGUUCAAGCCUGGUGACCGUGUCUGCUCGCUGUACUCCCAGUCAUUCACAAACUACCCCAUGGUUCACGGCUCGUGCUGUCAUGUCAUACCCGACGAUAUGACCUUUGCAGACGCGGCUUCAAUCCCACUUGUCUGGAGCACUGUCUACUACUCCUUGAUCACUAUUGCCAGACUUCAAAAGGGAGAGAGUAUCCUCAUUCACUCGGCUGCCGGUGCCGUCGGACAAGCAUCUAUCAUGCUAGCACGCCAUCUCGGCGCCGAGAUCUUUGUCACAUGCGGAAACGAGGCCAAGGUGGAAUUGCUCAACACCGAGUUCAACAUUCCAAAAGAUCACAUUUUCUCCAGCCGAAGCACGUCCUUCCGCAACAAGAUCCGCGCCAUGACCAACGGCCACGGAGUAGACGUUGUCCUUAACUCCCUUGGAGGAGAAAUGUUCCGCGAGUCGUGUAACACGCUGGCACCACAUGGACGAUUCGUCGAGAUUGGACGUAAGGAUCUCAUGGAGAAUGCCUUGAUGCCCAUGGAGUUCCUGCUCAACAACAUUACUUUUGCCUACGUUGACUUUGCGCACAUUCUUGCGACAAGGACGAUGCUGGCGCACCAGCUUCUGGGAGACGUCAUGAAGCUCUUUGCCGCUGGAGCCGUGCAACAUGUACGACAGAUCAAGUACCCUAUUUCAGAAAUGGCUGCUGCGUUCCGUCUCAUUCAAGCCGGCAAACACACGGGUAAGGUUAUCUUGACCGUGGACCCUGAGGACAAGGUCCAGGUUGUCCCAUCAAAGCCCCAACCCGUUCAACUCAAGCCAGAUGCCACCUACCUUGUGGUCGGAGGUUUGGGAGGUCUGGGUAAGCGUCUCGUUGGUUGGACUGCCGAGAAGGGAGCUCGCAACAUUGUCAUCUUCUCCAGGACAGGCCAGCCCGACUCUGACACUCAGAACUUCUUGGACAGCUUGACAUCCAAGGGCGUCACGGUCCGUGUCGAAAAGUGCGACGUGAGUUCGGAAGAAUCACUGUCUGAAGCUCUUGCCAGGGUCAAGGAGACCAUGCCCCCUAUUCGUGGUCUAUUCCAGGCUGCCAUGGUCCUACAUGAUAUCCUGCUAGAAGAUAUGGCCGUUGAGCAGUGGUGCAAGGUCACGGCACCCAAGAUUCAAGGCACAUGGAACCUGCACAAGCUUCUACCCGAAGACAUGGACUUUUUCGUUAUGCUGUCUUCUGUAGUAUCUAUGGUUGGUACUGUUGGAGCUGGCAAUUAUGCUUCGGCUUGUGCCUUCCAGGAUGGCAUCGCUCGUUACCGCCGACGCCUGGGCCUGACGGCCUACUCGGUCAACAUCGGCGCCAUCGUCGAAGCCGGCUACGUCAGUGAGAACCCAGACGUCGCUGUCAACCUCCGAAAGAACGGUCUCGGUAGUGUAAACAUCACCGAGUUCCUAUCACACCUCAGCGACGUGCUCCAGAACAAGACAGGAUACACCCAGUCAUCGCUCGGCAUUUUGCCCAACGGUGAUGAGCGUGGCCUUGGAGAAGCGCGUUGGGCAAAUGACAAGAGACUUGCCCAGAUCUUUGGAGCGGAGAACCAGGCCAGCAACAAGGCAGUUGGCGGUGGUGCUGACAACGUUGGCUUCGAGCUCCAGGCUGCGACGACGUUCCAUGAGGCGCAGGACAUUGUCUGCAAGGCCAUUGUCAAGCAACUAGCAACUAUCCUCGCCAUUGAGACCGACGACAUCAUCCCUGCUCGCAGUCUGGACUCGUAUGGUCUGGACUCGCUGGUCGGUGUCGAGUUGAGAAACUGGAUCGGUGCCUAUCUACAAGUCAACCUACCUCUGUUGGUCAUGUGGAAUACUAGCAGCAUUAAUGAACUGGCCGAGAUUGUGACCAAGGGAUCUAGAUUGGUCAAGGUGAAGUCUGAGGACGAAGCAGAGGGGGAAGAGCAAGCUGAGGCAGCUAAACCAGAAUGA